Penaeus monodon (black tiger shrimp) is the source of this 5214-nucleotide messenger RNA. Its product is annotated as ATP-binding cassette sub-family A member 3-like. The record is from RefSeq and is a predicted model, not a curated record. Gene Ontology annotation, biological process: lipid transport; transmembrane transport. Lineage: Eukaryota; Metazoa; Arthropoda; Malacostraca; Decapoda; Penaeidae. Gene Ontology annotation, cellular component: membrane; intracellular membrane-bounded organelle. Gene Ontology annotation, molecular function: lipid carrier activity; ABC-type transporter activity; ATP hydrolysis activity.
CUUAUAACAUCAACCACAAACCUCAGGGACUUCUGCCUUCCUUUAUGGUUCAUUGUGUCUCAGUGGACUAAGCAGUGCCAACGCCGAGAUGGUUCUCCCAGUAGAAACAUUGGGAAAGGGCUGGGUCGGCAACAGCAAAAUGACAAGUAGUAGCUCAGUUGGUAGCAAGUUUUGGCUCCUCCUGUGGAAAAACUGGUUGUUACAACGACGUAAGAAGCUUCAGACUGUGAUAGAGGUAGUCCUGCCAGUAGUCUUUUGUAUACUACUAGUCAUCAUUCGUGACUUAGCACCAUCAGAUAAUUACCCAGAGCCUACUUUCUUCAAGCCAUUUUCCAUCGAUGAAUUGCCGGUCAACCUGACGCCAUCCGUUGGACCUGGACUUUUUGAUGAUAUUGCUGACUCAAUCCUGGGAGACAUAUCUAGGAGGCGGCGGCGUGACCUCAGCCAGAAUGAUAGCCAGACUACAGAGCUACUUUCAAGACAAGCGAUGGCUCACCAGACAUUUCAGUCACAAAGAAACAAGAUGCAUCACAGAAGAAAUACAAGAAAAAAGAGAUUUAUAGAUUUCUUUGGGUUUGGUGAUUUUUUUGCAUCAAUAUCUGUUGAAAUGCAGAGGAUGCCUUAUCCAAAAUACAUAGAUGACAAGUAUCUUGUGGCUCUGCAGUCAUGGCUGCCUUUUGUUCUCCUUAUUUCAUACAUCUAUCCUGCAAUCAACAUUGUUAAAAGUGUUGUUUACGAAAAAGAGAAGAAGUUAAAGGAAUCUAUGAAGAUGAUGGGGUUACAAAACUGGAUGCAUUGGAUGGCAUGGUUUAUCAAGUCGUUCCUUUUCCUAAGCACAACAACCCUUUUAAUAACAAUUUUACUUUGCACAAGAUGGCAAGGGGAAGGGAGCUUAGCAGUGCUGAACAACAGUGAUCCAACGUUGGUAUUCAUCUUUUUGCUGCUCUACACAGUUUGUUCCAUCAGUUUCUGCUUCUUCAUUUCUACUCUUUUUUCUAAAGCUAACAGUGCUGCAACAGCAACUGGUUUACUGUGGUUUUUCACCUACUUCCCAUACAUGAUUCUUCGGCCUCGCUAUUCUUCUUUGACAAAUGGCAACAAAAUUGUUUUGUGCCUCCUCUCAAACACUGCCAUGAGCCUGGGAUGCCAGAUGACUUCCAUGUUUGAAGGUGCAGGGUCUGGCAUACAUUGGAACCUUCUGUAUUCUGGAGUAUCACCAGAUGACUCCUUUACACUGGGCCAUGUGUUUGGAAUGCUUAUUAUCAACACAUUUAUCUUUGCCCUCCUGACUUGGUAUAUUGAAGCAGUUUGGCCAGGGCAGUUUGGUAUGCCACAACCAUGGUAUUUCCCAUUUAUGAAAUCAUACUGGCUUGGACAACCUGCCGAAGUUAAAAAAGUCAACCAAGAAGAGCUCCUUACAGAUCCCAGCCUGUUUGAAGAAGAUCCUAAGGGGAUAAAAGCUGGUGUGAAAAUUUUAGGCCUAACAAAGAUUUUUCCUCGUGGGCAGAAAGUUGCUGUAAACAAAAUGUUUUUGAAAAUGUACAGUGGUCAGAUUACUGUGUUACUUGGACAUAACGGAGCAGGCAAAACAACCACAAUGUCCAUGCUGACUGGUCUCUUUCCACCUACAUCGGGCACAGCUGAAGUUGGGGGAUAUGAUAUUGUUACUCAAAUUGGAGAGGUCCGAAGAUCCCUUGGAUUAUGCCCACAGCAUGAUGUGCUUUUUGAUGAACUGACAGUGUCUGAACACAUUGUCUUUUUCAGCAGGCUAAAAGGACUAUCCAGUGUGAAGGCUAAAGAGGAAGUGUCCAGCAUGGUUGAGAAACUGAAACUUCAAGAGAAACGGAAUGCAAUGGCCAAGACACUUUCGGGAGGAAUGAAGAGGAAGUUAUCUGUUGGCAUUGCCCUUUGUGCUGGAAGCAAUGUAGUCUUUUUGGAUGAGCCAACCUCAGGCAUGGAUCCAGGGGCUCGGAGGAUCAUCUGGGACCUCUUGCAGCAGGAGAGAUCUGGCCGUACCAUUCUUCUGACUACACAUUUCAUGGAAGAGGCUGACCUCCUAGGUGAUAGAAUUGCCAUUAUGGCUAAUGGCAUCGUGCAGUGCUGUGGGUCAUCCCUGUUCUUGAAGAAGAAAUAUGGUGCUGGUUAUCGUCUGAUCAUUGUUAAAGAGAAAGGCUGUGACAUUGAUGCUAUCACCACUGUCCUUCAAAGUCACAUACCAGAUGCAGAACUUGACCAGAAUGUUGGGGCUGAGCUGUCUUAUGUUCUUCCCAAUGCAGAUGUAGCCAAAUUUGAAUCAUUGUUCUUGCAGCUGGAAAACAGUCGAGAAGAAUUACACAUAUCCAGUUAUGGAGCCUCCCAGACCACAAUGGAUGAAGUAUUUUUAAGAGUCGGGGAGUCUGUCAAUGUAGAAGGUCUAGAUGACAUGCCAAAACCUGCAUUUAUAAAAGCCAAGAAACACAAAGCAAGUUCUUUAGCACUUGACCAAGAAAAUGGACUUUUGCUUCAGCAUAGUGAAAAUUCUGUGGAGCAGAUUGAUCUAGAACCAGGGCAGAGUUAUGAAGCGAAAGAAGCUACAACUGUUAACAUCCAGCCAUCCAAAGAUACGCAAGAACCUAUGCAAAGAAAUACAGGAUUUGCCCUUAUUAUGCAGCAGUUCUGGGCUAUGCUGGUCAAGAAAGCACUUUACACCUUCAGAAAUAUUAUCCUUACUGUAACGCAGAAUGUGAUACCUGUGGCUUUUCUGAUCUUGGCUUUGAUUGUGGUUCAGACACUCCCAGGCGUGAAUGAUGCACCUCCUCCAUUCAUUUUUGGACUUGAGAAUUUUGAAGGAACAGAAACACUGGUCCAAGUUCAGAACCCUAAUAAUGAUACCAAGAGUCUUGAAGACUCACUCAAGAACCAUUUUAAAAUUCCCAAUUUUAUAGAAAUGGUAGACACAGGACAGAACUUUACCACAGUCAUUUUGCAAAAGGCCGAGAGUGAUAUUCCGUCCUUCAACCUCCAUUUAAUGGUCAGCAUGAAAAUAAUAGGAGAUGAGUAUGGAGCCCACAUAGUGACCUUCUUCAACAGCCAACCUUUCCAUACACCUCCACUUGCCUUAAAUGUGAUGGACUUGGCUAUUUCAAGGGCCGUAACAGGAAAGAGCAACCUGAGAAUUAGAACAUCCAAUCAUCCAUUACCUCGGACAGAUGUGGAAAAGUUGACCCAAGAUUCAAGGCAGAGUUUGGGAUUCCAGAUUGGCUUCAACCUAGCUUUUGGAAUGUCGUUCUUAGCUGCAUCUUUCGUGUAUUUUCUUAUUCAAGAACGAACCACCAAGGCAAAACACCUACAGUUUGUAUCAGGUGUAAACUUUAUAACAUACUGGGCUGCCUCUGCUAUAUGGGACUACAUUGUCUUCUUAGUUCCAUGCUGUCUGGCUCUUAUUUGCCUGCUUAUCUUCAACCGAGAGGGCUUAAGUGAGCCAGAGCAGCUGGGCAGAGUAAUGAUUAUCUUUGUCUUCUAUGUGUGGGUUUCUUUACCACUGAUGUAUCUCUGCUCCUUCACAUUUGCUGAAGCAUCAACAGGCUUCACAAGAAUGAUCAUCUACAAUGUUAUAACAGGAAUGGCAACACUCAUCACAGUGACCAUCUUGCGCAUUCCUGACCUUGAGCUUGGUCAUGUGGCUGACCUGUUGGACUGGAUAUUCCUCCUCUUCCCUUCUUAUGCAAUGGCAUCAGGGAUUACAGAUCUUUACAAUAACUGGAGAAUUAUUGGAAUCUGUAGAAAAGAAAUAUUUGACUUCCUUUGUGAAAUUAAGUCAUUUGCAAAUCCUUGCUGUAAAAAGACAAACAAUUGUGGUUCCUUUGGUUGCGUUGACUGGAAUGAUGAUCCUCUGGGAUGGGAGAAACUUGGCAUUGGACGCAUGCUUGUUUUCAUGGGCUUGGAGGGCCUCGUCUUCUAUUUUAUUAUUGCUCUGAUUGAACUCAAAGUUUUCCAGAAGAUCAGGUACUCAGCCAGUCGUUUGUGGGGCAAAGUGGCUGUCAGACCCACUGAAGAUGCUGAAAAGGAGUCUGAUCCACUAAUGCAAGAAGAUAAGGAUGUGGUGAAUGAACGAUUGCGCAUCAGAAACACUCCUCUUUCUCAGUUACAUGAUACUGAUAAACUUAUUUUUAGUGACCUUAGCAAGACUUACUCAGGGAACUUUAUGGCUGUGGAUCAUCUUAACUUAGGAGUACCUUUAGGGGAAUGCUUUGGCCUCCUUGGAAUCAAUGGAGCAGGCAAAACCACAACCUUCAAAAUGUUGACUGGUGAUUUACAAGUAUCCUUUGGUAAUGCAUUUGUCAAUGGAUACAGCAUCAAAUCAGACUUAAAGAAGGUACAACAGCAGGUAGGGUACUGCCCUCAGUUUGAUGCCAUUCUGGAUCAAAUGACAGGAAGAGAAGCUCUCCGCAUGUUUGCACGUCUCCGGGGAGUGCCAGAGAGGCAGAUUGACAGAAUUAUUGUUACCUUAGCAGAACAAUUGCUUGUAUCUCCUCAUUUGGAUAAUUUGGGAAACAAGAGGAAGUUAAGCACUGGUGUAGCACUGGUAGGUGACCCUCCCUUGGUACUGCUUGACGAGCCAACCUCAGGGAUGGACCCUGUAGCAAGACGUGUUCUCUGGGAUGUGCUCACUUCUGUUCGAGAUGCUGGUAGGAGCAUAAUUCUAACAUCACACAGUAUGGAGGAGUGUGAAGCAUUGUGUACAAGGUUAGCUAUUAUGGUAAAUGGCAAGUUUUGCUGUUUAGGUUCUCCACAACACCUCAAGAGCAAGUUUAGUGAAGGAUACUCAAUAAUCAUCAGAGUACACAUAUCACAGUCUCCAGAUGAAAAUGAGACCACCUUUGCAGAGAUGCCGCCAGAAAUGCUUAAUGUAAAGCAGUUUAUAGAAACUACAUUCCCAGCAAAUCAACUUCGGGAAAUGCAAUGGGGACGGCUUGAGUACUUUGUUCCUGCUGCUGGCCUUACAUGGGCUUCCGUGUUUGGAACAUUAGAGAAAAACCGAAAAGAAUUAUCUAUAGAAGAUUAUUCUGUCACUCAAACAACACUCGAACGGGUAUUUUUAACAUUUUCAAGAGGACAGAGACCAGAUUCUGACACUAGCAGUUGAUUUUUGAAGAUUCAUUCAAAUAUAACAUUGUAAAAUUAGAAUUAAUCAUUGUGCCAUGAAGUUUAAUAUUUCUAGAAGCCAAAGUAGAC